GAAAACUGAGUCACAGUGUCCAGAGCUGUUGACAGUCUUCGAUCUUGGUUCCCCUCGUGAGGACCUCCAAUGGCCACAAGAUACAAGAGGUAAGUAGGCCAGUAGAUUCAAUAAUAUGAAAUCGGGGGGAGUUCCCUCCAUCCCGUUGACAUAGGUACAACCAACCGUAAGGAAUUUCGCGCCAACGGGACCACUGACUGAGAUCCUUAGCGGGAAGUUCUCUGAACCAAAUAUGGGCUCCACGAUCUUCACAGUGGUCGAUCAGCUGCCGAGCAUUGAAUCCCCUUCGACAUUGGUCGAACAUGAUGUCGAGCUCAGAAUGACUUUGUGCGGCUCCCGGAAUCGAAGGAGAGAUUGUUAACCGACCUUGUUCCUCUCAAUUUUCGAUUCUCGCCGUGAGGGCGAUUGGCUUGUGCAGCAGACCGUCUUGGUUUUUCAGCCCAAUAAAGUCCUCUCGAAUACUGAGCCCAGUUUGUCUGAUGACAGCGAAUUGUGAACCCGUACCAUUUGAUAUCAUUAUGUAGGCAGAGUGCCACGGUGAUCAUCUUGAGUUUGUUUUAGAAGGCUGAGCUCAGAUUGUUUCCAGCUGUUCAGAUUUUCUUGCAUUCUUGAUAUCUCCACAUAUGUUCUAGGAUUGCGCUAAGCUCUCCCACUGUCCUGGAGAAACAACGUCUACCAUAACGAUACAAGUAGUCGUGAUGGCAACUGAAACGAGAAAACUCUGUUUUCGUAGUGCACGAGAAAGCCUGCUAGUUUUCAGCACUUGAAACGGUGAUAGCACUUCAUUGGCGAUCCACAUUGCUCGGCAAGUUUGACAGCAAAAGUGGCUAAUGUGCACAAAGGGGUAUCCAGUUUCCACUUUCCAGUAUUAGGCACUUGUGUGCCCUGCGGGAUUGCAGUGUUGCUCUCUUGAGAGCCAUCCACCGAGGUCAUCAUGGCACGGCGUCAAGCUCGUAAAAGCUCGUGAAAGCUCGUACAUCGAGCUCCAAUUUUGACGAUUUGUGCAUGGAGCGAAGUUUCUCUAAGACCGAAAAGAGAAGCAGGCAUCCGGGAAACACAGGCUGCAGGCUGGUGUAGAAGUGCACUAGCACACGAGCUGUUCUGAGCUGACACCACUCUUGAGCUGUAAUCCCAGGGGCAGCUUCGCAAACACUUGCAGAGAUGCAGAUGCCAUGUGAAACUCUCGAUGGUCCAUGUAUGGUGUGCAAAAUAGUGCCUCCAAAUCACCAGGUCCUCAUAUGCGAUGGUUGCGGUAGUGGAUGGCACAUGCAGUGCCUAGUCCCACCCCUUUCUUCUGCACCAGAUGGUGAGUGGAAGUGUGUCGAUUGCGAGCCUGGGACAGUCACUCUCGCAGACCCUCCUUCUGGAGUGGCCGAGAACGGUAUAGUGAACCAGGUCCGAGCAAUUCACGCCGAUUCGUCUUUGAGCGAAGAGGAGAAAGCCAGGAGGAUCAUGAAUCUGCACUGUCCGACCGCCUUGCAAAUGCCCCGUGACACUGCGCUUUCAGGUCAAGGCAGUGACGGCAGAGGAAGGCGAAGUGAAGUUCGAACCAAGAAAACCGCUGCAAUGGACCAGCUCAACGAGAACCUCAAAUGCAUGAUUUGCCUGAAUCUCGUCGACCGACCCGUCACCACGCCAUGCGGACACAAUUCGUGCCUGAAGUGUUUCCAGAAGGUGGUGUCCGGGGGAAACCACAAGUGCCCUCACUGCAGAGCUCUCAUCCCCCCGUCGAUGAGAAACAACCCGCGAGUCAACUCCGCGCUGGUCAUGGCGAUCCGACUGGCAGCGCUGGCGGCCAACUCGUCGUCGACAUCGUCCGUGAAAGCUCCCGCGGGGCCUCCCAAGGCCUACCAUCACAUCGAGAACGAGAAGAGGCCCGACCGGUGCUUCACCAGCGAGAGGGCCGUCAAGACUGGCAAAGCCAAUGCCGCCAGUGGCAAGAUUUUCGUCACCGUGCCGCCCGAUCACUUCGGCCCCAUCACGGCGGCGAACGAUCCUGAGAGGGGCCAGGGCGUUCUCGUCGGUGAGAGCUGGGCCGAUCGCAUGGACUGCCGGCAGUGGGGUGCUCACCUGCCGCACGUCGCUGGCAUCGCGGGCCAGUCGAGUAUCGGGGCGCAAUCCGUUUGUCUCUCCGGCGGCUACGAGGACGAUGAGGACCACGGGGAGUGGUUUCUUUACACAGGAAGCGGUGGGAGGGACCUGAGUGGAAACAAGCGCACGAACAAAGCACAAUCUUUCGAUCAAGUCUUCGAAAAGUCGAACGAAGCACUGCGUGUGAGCUGUCGGAAAGGUUAUCCUGUCCGUGUGGUGCGAUCGCACAAGGAGAAGCGAUCUUCUUACGCUCCGGAGACUGCCUGUGUUCGGUACGAUGGCAUUUACCGAAUUGAGAUGUGUUGGAGGAAGGAGGGGAUUCAGGGCUUUAAGGUCUGCAGGUAUCUCUUCGUCCGAUGUGACAACGAACCUGCUCCGUGGCUGAGUGACGAGCAUGGGGAUCGACCUCGCAAGCUUCCCAACAUUCCCGAACUGGAGGGUGCCGUAGACAUAACCAAGAGAAGAACCCAACCCGCUUGGGACUGGAAGGAAGAGGAGCUCCUCUGGGGUUGGACCAUAGAUCCACCUGGGAGUAGGAUGAAUACGAGCACGAAGAGACCGUCCCGUACCUUUACCGGAUGCAAUGUCGUAGCGUCAGCAGCCCCCAAGAAGAAUCACAGCAAAAGCAUUCAAAGGAAGCUGCUUAGAGAAUUUGGUUGUGUGCUUUGUCACAAAGUGAUGCAGCAGCCGUUGUCUACGCCCUGUGCACACAAUUUCUGCAAGUCGUGUCUGUUGGCCAAAUUUGCCGCAUCAGGGGACAUGCGAGAAAGGAAGGCUGUGGGAGGGAGAUCUCUUCGAACUCAGAAAGUGAAGAAGGCGUGCCCGACUUGUCAGGCAGAUAUCACGGAUUUCAUGUCAGCUCCUCAGGUGAAUGGGCAACUGGAAGACGUGAUCGCAAGUUUACAGCGCAGUCUCGAUGAAGAGGCCGAAGAGGAGGGAGAAGAAGGAGAAGAAGAAGAAGCUGCAACAGAUUCUGAUCAUCCAAGGAAGAGGUUGAAAUCUGAAGCUGAAUCACUGAACGCGGAUGAAGUGGUCAAGUCCGUCGAUGAAGAAACUAUAGCUCCGAAUGCAGUACUUUUUGAACCUCCUGCUGUUUCAAAGCCUGAUGGUAUGCAACUUGAUAGACUGGUUGUAACAGCCCCUCUGAAGAAUCUUUCCGACCAAAUGUCAGCUCGGGCCUCGAGACAGCCUUCAAAUAAUGGGUGUUCAAACCGACCUGUGGAAGCCUCGACCAUCGAUUCUGUGGCGGGAACUAAGGAGUCUUGUGUAUCAGUAAGUGGAGAAGAGCACACCCAACUCUCCAAUCAGCUUGGAAGUGUUCUCGAGGUUGAAGGGGGGAAGAGAAAUAGGUUGACAUCUACACCGACGAAGAAAAACGUCCAAGCUUCCGAUGGACGAAGCAGCGCGGAGUGUGCUAAGAGUUCGUGCUCUUUAGAAGAAGCACGCAGCGUGCAGGAGGAAUCUCCCUUGAAAGAAGUUAGUAAUUCUCAGGAUAUGGACAAACGAGCAUUACCUGGGAGGCCAGGAAAAAUUAGAGUUACGAUUGAGAAGAUUGUCAAGGAGGGGAAAUUGUCACCUUUAAGAUCUGGAGUAAGAAGGCGGAAUAUGGUAAGGAAAUGUAAUGUCAAACACCCCGAAGAUGAGUCCCCUGAAGAGGGCGAUGGCGGUAAGGGGAAGGCCGAUUCCAAAAAGAGAGGGUCUAAGGUAGUGGAUUCUUCGCGAAGGCAAGGUGAGUGUGUAGUAAUUUCCCUGUCAGAUUCCGAAGAUGACUCUGAUGAUGCCCAACAAAAGAGUGACCAGAAGUCUCGCGACAUCAGUCAGCUCCAUACUGAAACCGAUACCCUGAAGACGUCAUGGAGAUAGACUCUCCUGCGAAGCCCGAGUAUGGUAAUCAAUUCUAAAGGAAUAGGACCGAUUGUACGAUAAAGUAACUUAUUGAUUUAAAGUAUUUAGACAACCAGUGAAAAGUGUGUUUUGUAUAAAACAAACGCCGGAAAUCAACGGCGAGCUGGAAAUUGCCAUUUGUAUAUUAUCUGAUAAAGUUGUAAAUUCCC
Molecule: messenger RNA, 4145 nt
Organism: Marchantia polymorpha subsp. ruderalis
Lineage: Eukaryota; Viridiplantae; Streptophyta; Marchantiopsida; Marchantiales; Marchantiaceae
Source: the annotation of a GenBank genome assembly